Molecule: messenger RNA, 1447 nt
Organism: Cryptomeria japonica (Japanese cedar)
Lineage: Eukaryota; Viridiplantae; Streptophyta; Pinopsida; Cupressales; Cupressaceae
Exons: 2
Coding region: 356-1030 (224 amino acids)
Source: RefSeq, a predicted model, not a curated record
AAAAGCUCAAGCUUUUCAUUUUAUGCCCUGUGUUUCCUUGCUCAUUACUCUUUUAAUUCUGCUAGUUGGGCUAUAAAACAAUCAAUUGAGCCUUGUCUUGCAUGUACUUUUGCCCCCCAUUAGUUGGGCUAUAAAGCAAUCAAUUGAGCCUUGUCUUGCAUGUUUAAUUUGCUCUACAGAUCUUCGUUGGGCUAUAAAGCAACCAAUUGAGCUUUGUCUUGCUUGCUUAAUUUGCUCUGCAAAUCUUUGAUUUUACCACCCAUUAGUUGGGCUAUAUAGCAAUCAAUUGAGCCUUGCGUUUCCUUGCUCUUUACUCUGUUUUCAUUCUGCAGCAACUGUAAUUUGCUGUUGAUCAAUGGUGGGAAGCACAGUAGCAGUGAAAAAACUAUGGAAAUCUCUACUGACCUCUGUAACUACAAGCAGGAGAGUGGUGAAACAGAAGCUGAAGAAGAAAAGAUUCGGAAUUGGAUCUGCCAAAAGGCGUAGAGAGAAAUAUGGUCAUUACAACUUCUCGGAUGAUGAUGAAACUACAAGCCGAUUCAGAAAAAGACUGCGCAAGUGGAAAAUAAAAGGCAUGUCCUGCUUGAAUGGGAGAGCUGAUAUCGAAUCCGGGAAUGCCCAAUUUGUGUACGUGACAGAUCUCUACCGUCCGCCAUCGUCUUUCACAGUGGAUUGCCAUGAUCCAGGUGUCAAAUCUGAGGAGCCUCGUAAAGGAAUCCAAGAUGCCCUUUUUAUGCCCCACACACAGAAUAACACAUUUGGGAGAUCUGGUGAUGUGAAAAUGAAGGCGGCAGAGUGUUCAUCUUCAAGGGGAACAGUUUCAUCAUCCAAGACAGAAUUGAAGGGCUUGUGCUGCGAGGAAUCGGAGAAAGGCAGGAGGAAGAAAAUUGACAUGAGUGAGUUUGGAGAGGAAGUGGAUAGUGAUGCAGAGUUGUUUAUUGCUAAGUUCUAUGAUCAAAUUAGGUUGCAGAGGCAGAAAUCUAUAGUUGAAUAUGGGCAGAUGCUGGACAGAGGCACUAGUUCCAGCUAGCACUUGCAGUGACUGCAACUGUUUGUUUUGAAUUUCUGUGCUUUCUUUAUGUAUAAUUUGGUUUUCAUCAGAUUUUGAUUUGUUUAAGUCGUUUAUGUGAAAUCAUAUUAAUAUGUGGGUCUGGUUGGAGAAGCUAGUGUGAUGUGAGAUGAGCCACUUAAGAAAGUCAAAAUCUAGUGUGUGCUGUUUAAGCUUGUUUGUGUGGCAAGGCAGGGUGCCCUCAUGACAAUCAAGAAAGUGAGAUGUGUAUGAAGAUGUCAGUAUUGGUGUCUAUAUUAUUUGUAAUAUUUGUUUUUUUUGAGGUAGGGGGAGAGGGGAGAGCGAGCCAAUGAAUAAGUGUCUAAAUUAUCAUUUUUAAAAUAGUGUAAACAUAUUCUCAUAAAAAGAAGGGUGUUUGAUAUGGUGGAUAGUUAGUGA